AUGUUGUUGUAUUCAGUGGCUAGUACUUCUCAUGACGAUUUCAUGAUGAGUCCAUCCUCUUCCUCCUCUCCGACCAAAAUGAAUCCAAGAAGACAAACAUUCUCUUCAUCACAUCCUCAUCAUCAACGAGCGAGUAUCACCAGCACCAGCACCACCAUCACAAGCUCUUUAUGUCAUCCUCAUACGUUGGAUCAUGAUGAUGCUUCCCUUCCUCCCCCAACGAUCAAUACCAAUGUCAACAAGAAACGAUUUUCGAGGAGGUUCAAACAACCCUUAUUAUUUCAUGAAACUCAUAGGGCAUCGGAGACUUCCUUUGAUAGUUUCACACAAAUGAUUGGAGAGGCUCUCAAAGAUUGUAGUCAUGUCGAUUUUUCACUGUUCGAGAAUAGUAGCUCUCCUGCAGAUGUCAAUAAUGUGCAACGUGUCAACUCUUUAUCCCCAACCAUGACAGGAAACGUUACAACUAAUGGAAAUACUCUUGGUCAGAAUUCUCCCGAGAAACAACACCCGCCUGUGGUGUCGUCAACAAGCUGCCCAUCUUCCUCAACACAACAACAUGUUCAAGAUCUGAAGCAUGCCAAUUCUCCUUCUUCCCCUCAAAAAAUUAAGCAAAAAUCACCAACUUGCGACCAUGCAUCGACUCAAACCUCCUCCUCUCGAUUCAAGCUUUCCAGGUUGCUUAAAAACAGUUUUGAUUUGUUUAUUUCGAAAGAGAACUUCACUUCACAUGGUGACGAUUUUGAUAUUCAAAAACCCCCACUAAAGAACAAAACCAUUCCUCAUACAAAAUCUGCUCCUGAAUUAAGUCGACCUUUACCAACCACCACCACCGCUACCUCUUUGCCCAUAUCAUCAUGCAACAAUGAAAGUUCAAAUGUUUCGUCGUCUCUUCAACCCUCCACCACGAACGAGAUGACAAUGCUGUCUUUAUCCACUAUUGACGCAAGCUCACCACAGGAAUGCACUCUUUCUCAAAAUAACAAUGUUUCCAGCAUUGUAAAGUCCUAUUACAGUGUUGAGACGAUACUGGAACAUCCUGAUGGAAGAGAACUCUUGCGAGAAUUCAUGAAAAAGAGGUGCAAUGAAGAGUUGUUUCUCUAUUUGGAAGUUGUGAGGGCCUUUGAAAAAAUCAUUAAACAGAGUCAGAGCUAUAGAGCCAUGAUGGAUUCGACACCACCCAUUUCGACCAUGUUUACCUCAACAACAGUAGUGUUGACAGAAGAAUUUCUCAAGCUAAAAGAAUUCAAGCUCAUCUAUGAUCAAUUUAUAUCUUUAAAGAGUCCUCAUUGUAUGAAUAUUGAUCAUGCUUUGAGAGAUCGGAUAGAAAGUGUGUACAAACAGCUGCUUGAAAAGGUUAAUCAUGAUGCUGCUGGUGAUUAUCAUGAUUCAAAGCAAACAAUAUCACCCAACCCUAACCAACAACCACAUCUCGGUCGAAAUGAAAUGCUCAUUCAAACGAUUCAUGCAUGUUCCAUGUUUGACAAGAUUUCAGAGAGCUUGAAUUUGUUGCGUGUGACUAUUGAACUUCAAUUCAAGGAUGAAAUAUUUCCUCAAUUUAAAAAGACAAAAGAGUUUCAGAACUUGAUUCUUUCCAAAAUGAUUGAAUAA
Naegleria fowleri is the source of this 1608-nucleotide messenger RNA. RefSeq lists its product as uncharacterized. The record is from RefSeq and is a predicted model, not a curated record. Lineage: Eukaryota; Heterolobosea; Eutetramitea; Acrasida; Naegleriidae. The coding region runs from base 1 to 1608 and encodes 535 amino acids. The transcript has a single exon.